AUGUUCCCAAGAAUAUUAUUAUACCUAUCGCUCGCCCUGGGCUUCUUCUCCACGUCGGCACUAGCAGCGGCCAUGAAAUACGCGCAAUGGACAAUAGCCGUGUUCGAAUUCCGAUGCAAAGCGCCAAACGUAGUCGAGUCCUACAGCGAAGAUUGGAAAGAAUGGAGGGUCUCGAGCAUUUGUGUGCCUGGGACCUGCUGCGCGACCAGCGCGGCGACGGGCCCGCUGUGCACGCCCGAGGCGUGUGACAAGGCCGAACUGGAAAGGGCGCGGAAACUCGUUUCGUACAACGCAGCCCAGGCCUCGAAGAAAAAGGCGGACGCGGCAAGGAAAGCACGACAAGGUCAGAGGCAGGGCAAGAUGUCUGAGGCAGAGAUAAGAUGGAGGGCAGCUGAUGCUCGGGCUGAGGCGGACAGGGCGAAAGCGCUGGCCGAGAUUAGCUUUGAGGCUUGA
Messenger RNA from Diaporthe batatas, 453 nucleotides. RefSeq lists its product as uncharacterized. The transcript has a single exon. Bases 1 to 453 code for a protein of 150 amino acids. The record is from RefSeq and is a predicted model, not a curated record. NCBI's taxonomy places the organism in Eukaryota, Fungi, Ascomycota, Sordariomycetes, Diaporthales, Diaporthaceae.